Molecule: messenger RNA, 1629 nt
Organism: Fusarium odoratissimum NRRL 54006
Lineage: Eukaryota; Fungi; Ascomycota; Sordariomycetes; Hypocreales; Nectriaceae
Exons: 1
Coding region: 198-1511 (437 amino acids)
Molecular function (GO): protein binding
Source: RefSeq, a predicted model, not a curated record
GGUGGUUGAUUUAUAGAACCAUGUACUGUAGCUUAUUGCUACUAAUACGUAAGAGGGGCAAUCUUUCAUACUCUCCCCGUCUUAGGAGAACCUGGAUAUAAUUAGAUGUGUCGUCCUGACAGUAAGAUGUUAAGUCUGACCUCUACAGGCACCAAAAUGUGUCCGACGUACUGUCGUAAACCAUAAAUGUUCAUGCUAUGGAUACACUGCCUCCAGAGGUCUAUUGGAUGUUGCUAGGAGAUCUGCCACUCAGUGAUCUAUGCAACAUAAGUCGAUGCAGCAGGUCGCUUUGCGAGAUCGCCAAACCGAUGCUCUACCGUGUCCUUCACCUUAACUUCAACGACGGAAACUUAAGAUCUCAGGCACUCCUACUAUUAAGGACACUGGUGUGUAACCCAGGUCUCUCCAGGUUCGUAAGGUCCAUCUCUCUUGAGAACAACGGAUCGGGAGGCUGGACAAAGGGACAUUCGCAACUUUUAACUCUUGUACUGUCCGGUGUGAGCUUACGCCCGGAGAGAAUUAGGGGGUUUUCCACAACCUCUUCCUGGGUUCCACUUGAUAAAUACUUCCUCAACCUCAAUUCCGUAGUGUAUACAGGCCAUAUAACGUCCGCUGAACUUGGUUGGUUUCGCUGGCAUCUAUCGAACUGCAAACAGAUAUCACGUCUUCAUUUAUGUCUUCCUAAGCGCGUAUCUAACUACCGUUUUCGCCUGCUGGAGGCGGCCUCUCUUGAUUGUUUGAGUGAACUCUGCCUUGAACAUUGUGCGUUAGAACCUUUCCUUCCAAAGCAUCCAUGGAGGUUACAGUGGCUUGACCUAAGAUUCUGCUCAGGUACCGAGGCCUUCAUCGAGCGGUUAUUAUCAGGCAAUCAGCUGCGAUUCGUGAAAGUGCUCCGUCUUUCUGGUCGGUUAUCACGAAGGACGUUUCUCUCUUUACUAUUUUCCUUGGACGAAAAUCAUCACUUGGAACAAUUAUCCUUUCGCCUGGACGGUUUGCUACAACUGGCAGAAGGAGAUCAUAACGGCAGGUCGCUAGCACCAUUGAAACUCGAGGUUUCUCUUGACGGUUUGCGGACGAGAAUCCUAGGCCACCUCAAGACUCACGGCUCUAGGCUGCGAUCAGUCAUAGUAGAUAUUCGGCAGGACAUAGACUUCUGCGAGCCCUGCCUAUCAUUCUCAAUAGAAGAUAUGGCGAUUAUUAUCAACUCUUGUCCUUCUUUGACGUUCUUGAGUUUACCUGUCCAUUUUCGUAACGUAUCCCCGGACCAAGUCAGACAUCUACACUACCCAGUUAAACUUCAAGCCCUGCAUAUGAGGGGCGACUGUGGCUCUUUCAGUGAUGUGGCUAGAAAUAUCAGUACAUUGGUCAGCGUGUUUAAAUUUCCGCCGAGUUUCCAAGCCUUUGUGGGUCACGGCAAGUCGCUAAAGAUUAUUCACAUACCGCCUUCAGGACGUUCCUUUUUUACUAGUGUUAGCAGGAGCCAAAGGUUGUCCUAUUGCCUCGAUUUAUGAUCGCUCACUGUAACCGGGUGGUGUUCUGUAGGUUGAGUUAUUACAGAAGCGGCGCCAACAACGGGUGUAGAUAUUAAAAGUUGAGCUUUUCUUUUCCCUUUUCCCUUUUCUCUUAUUG